CCCACAACCACUACAACUACAACUCCCACAACCACAACAACUCCCACAGCCACUACAACUCCCACAACCACAACUCCCACAACCACUACAACUCCCACAACCACUACAACUCCCACAACCACAACAACUCCCACAACCACUACAACUACAACUCCCACAACCACAACAACUCCCACAGCCACUACAACUACAACUCCCACAACAACACCAACUACAACUCCCACAACACCACACUACAACUCCCACAACCACUACAACUCCCACAACCUAACCCCACCACAACGCCCACAACAACACCAACUACAACUCCCACAACACAACACCAACAACCAACAACCCCACAACACACCCGACAACGCACAACAAACCAACAGACCAACGCCCACAACAACAACCGGACAACGCCCACAACCACGACACAACGCCCACAACAACCACCAAACGACAACCCCACAACCCAAACAACCACGCAACACAACGCCCACAACAAACCACAACUACAAACGCCCACAACAACACCACACGACAACAACCAAAACCCACAACACCAAACACCACAAAAACCACACAACUCCACAACAACACCAACACAAACCCCACCAACACCCAACACAACCCACAACAACCAACGACAACCCCACAACACCACCAACGACAACUGCCCACAACAACACCAACGACAACUCCCACAACACACAGACAACGCCCACACAACACAACACAAACGCCCAACAACACCAACGUACAACGCCCACAACAACACAAACUGACAACGCCCACAACAACCAACGACAACGCCCAAACAACACACGACAACGCCCACAACAACACCAGACAACGCCCACAACACACACCAACGACAACGCCCACCACACCAACGACAACGGCCCCAACACAACGACAAACGGCCACAACACCCAACGACAACGCCACAACAACCCCAAAAACACCCCACAACAACCAACGACAACGCCCACAACAACACCCACAACCGCACAACACACAACCCAACACCAACGACAACGCCCACAACAACACCCAGACGACCAACGCCCAACCACACAACUACCAACGCCCAAACAACACCACACAAACCCACAACAACACCAACGACAACGCCACAACACCAACACAACCCCAACAACACCAAACGACAACGGCCAAAACACCACGACAAACCCCACCAACAACAACGACAACCCAACACAACCACCAACUACAACUCCCACAACACCACCAACUACAACUCCCACAACAACACCAACUACAACUCCCACAACAACACCAACUACAACUCCCACAACAACACCAAAUACAACUUCCACAACAACACCACACAACGCCACAACAACACCAACACAACCCCACAACCAAAUACAACCCAAACAACACCAACUACAACUUCCACAACACCAACUACAACUCCCACAACAACACCAACUACAACUCCCACAACAACACCAACUACAACUUCCACAACAACACCAACUACAACUCCCACAACAACACCAACUACAACUUCCACAACAACACCAACUACAACUCCCACAUCCACACCAACUACAACUUCCACAUCCACACCAACUACAACCCCCACAACAACACCAACUACAACUCCCACAACAACACCAACUACAACCCCACAACACACACCCUACCACAAACAACAAACCACGACAACUCCACAGACACACCAACACAACACCCCCCAAAACACCAACUACAACUUCCACAUCCACACCAACUACAACUUCCACAUCCACACCAACUACAACCCCCACAACAAACACCAACUACAACUCCCACAACAACACCAACUACAACCCCCACAACAACACCAACUACAACUCCCACAACACCACCAACUACAACUUCCACAUCCACACCAACUACAACCCCCACAACAACACCAACUACAACUCCCACAACAACACCAACUACAACUCCCACAACAACACCAACUACAACCCCCACAACAACACCAACUACAACUUCCACAUCCACACCAACUACAACCCCCACAACAACACCAACUCCCACACCCCCCAACGACAACCCCCACACAACUCACCAACGACAACCCCCCCCCCCACAACACCACUACAACGCCCGCCACCCCACCAACGCCCCGUCACGCCCCCAACACACCCGACAACCCCCACACCACACCACGACAUCCCCCCAAACACCAACACAACGGCCACAGCCACACCACACGACAACGCCCACAACAACACAACGCAUCCCAACACAACAACACCAAUCGACAACCCCCACAACAACCACCACAACCCCAACACAACCAAACACCCAACCACAACCCCACAAAAACACCAACACAACUCCCACACAACACCAACUACAACCCCACAACAAACACCACCACAACGCCAACACAACACCAACAACAACUCCCACAACACCACCAACUACAACUCCCACAACAACACCAACUACAACUCCCACAACCACACCAACUACAACUCCCACAACAACACCAACUACAACUCCCACAACAACACCAACUACAACUCCCACAACAACACCAACUACAACUUCCACAACAACACCAACUACAACUCCCACAACAACACCAACUACAACUCCCACAACAACACUAAAUACAACUCCCACAACAACACUAAAUACAACUCCCACAACCACACCAACUACUACUAUUACAAAAACACCAACUACACCCACCGCCACUUCCCAGACACCAUCUUCCAGCGAUAUAACAAUGGGUUAUACUACAUAUCCUGCCCAGGAAAACAGUGCACGAG
This is a messenger RNA of Pecten maximus, 2783 nucleotides long. RefSeq names its product homeobox protein 2-like. The annotation marks the transcript as partial. The record is from RefSeq and is a predicted model, not a curated record. The transcript has 3 exons. NCBI's taxonomy places the organism in Eukaryota, Metazoa, Mollusca, Bivalvia, Pectinida, Pectinidae.